GGGCCGGUGCGCAGCCGCCAGUGCAUGUGCCGGGUGUCGCGAGUGUUGCUGCCUGACGCGUUGUGUUUACGACAACUGUGUUGUGUGUUGUGAUACUUUCCCACCAGGAUCUUACCAGUUGCUGUGAGUGUUCGUGGAUGAAAACACACGUUUUGGAAUCUUUUAUCACCAAGCUGUCUGUCACGAGGAACUAUCAGUGUUUACGUUAACGUGACCUCCUGCAUCACUUACAAGGUAUCUACUUCGAGUGAAUCCUGGUCGCUGUUUCAGGGUGGGUGUGGCUGAUCUGAUAAGCGAACCUUAUGGUUAGAAUGAGGCCGUAGAGCGCGUAGCAUGGGCCAGGCGGGCAGCUCGCCCAGCGCCGAGCAGCGCGCGCGCCGAGCCAACACCCUGCCGCAUGAGCCACUAAGACACGCGCCCAAGGUGCUGCCAUCGCUGACGGAGUCGCCCCGGCUGCGCAGCACGGACAAUGGCGCCAUCCUGCACUCCGGGGGCACCAUCAGCGGCCGCAGGCCCGGCUCCCUGCUGCAAGAGAGCUCCAGGGUGCCGCACGGACAUGUCCACUCCAACGUGUACAGGUCGAGGUCAGCCGGAGUGCCGGCGGACAACGAGGUGAGGUCGAGGGAGCGAGACGCCAUGCAUCGAUCCCACACCAAUCUAGACUUUAGGCACGACUCUAAUGGUUUGAAAAGAUUUGGUUCGGAACCUGAUCUUAGAAUCGAAGAGGAGCAACAGAAACCAACAAGAUGCACAAAUAACAAAAACUUUCGGAAAAAAUAUCGAGCUCCACCACCACCGAGCAACAAUCAUCGAGAAGGUUCACCGCCAGAUUCCAUCGAAAGGAACGCGAAAAUUGAACCACAAAGAAAACUCAGAUUAUUUAGAACUAGAAACGAAACCAAAAAACUUAACGGUCACGUGGAUUCAAAGAUCCCCGUCUACAAAAACACGUACACCGAUUUCAAGUCAUUGGACUUCAACGAUAAUUUCGAAAGACGAUACAAAUCUCCAAUAAAAGAUAAGGAACAGAAUUUAAAACAUAGCGACGGCAAAGACAUGGUCCAAAGUACAGCGUCGUUGAAGAAAGAAGAACGAUUGCUACAAGCGAGGCAAGAUUAUAAGGUAACGAGAACCGACAGGGUCAGUGGGUGUCGGGCUAAAACUACGAAAACGAAUGAACAUAGUGAGGCGUGGAAGACACCUCUUUUAAGUAGAAAUUUUAGGCAUUCCGAAAGGUUCAACAAGGACGAUAACUCGCAAAAAUUAUUAAGAAGAGAAAAGACUUUCGAUGAAACCCUCAUUAUAAGUGAAAGAGAAAACGAUUCACCUAGAGCUUUGCACGAAAAAAGAACAAAAGCUGUAGGCGAAGAGUCAAAAAACAACAAGUUUAGUCCGUUAGGUCAGAGAAACGAGCCACUGAGGAAAUCUCUUCCUUCGUUACUGAACAAAAGCAACGAAGAAAAAGAUGAGUUUCAGGAAGAACUUAAGAAAGCGACCAGUAGGAUUAGGAAAGAGUUAGGCAAUAAAUUAAAUGUAAGCGAAAACAAAACUAGUCAAAACGAUAAAACGAGUACACAGAAACCAAACCCAACGAAAUUGGCAACAGAGAGCAAAGUCAAAGAGUCUAGUCUUAAAACAAAUAGUAAACAAGAUUCUAAACCCACAACUAAUAUAACGAGAAGGCCGUUGAGUCGGAUAAACGAAUCCAAACAGAAAACGCAAAGUAAAUUAACGACGAGUGAUGGAAGCAAGUAUAAAAUGGAAAGUAAAGAAAAUGUGAGGACAAUGCCUGACAGAGGGCAGGCUUCUGGAAAGGAAUCGACGCCGGAACAUUCACCAACGAGAAAAAAAGAAACUUCAAAACGUGCUACGCAAGAAAAGCAAAGGCCGGCACCAUCUAAGCAGUUCUACUUCGGUAUGAUCGAGACCAAGAAGACAGAGACACAAGACCAUCUGAAAGACUUCCCUGGCCUCGGCAGUCCCAUCAUAGAAGAGCUGAGUAACUUCCACCUCAUCGAGCAGAAGCUUCUGGGAUAUCAUGAUGAGGAUGAAAUGGAGAAGUUUAAUGAGAAACUUAAGGAAGAUUGCAAAAGAAAUUUAUCAUCCGAGUCAGCGUUAUCAUCAGAAGGCUCAGAGGGGGAGGGCUCGGAGGGCUCGCUAGGCAUCGCGCUCCGUCUUCGGCCGACAUUGCCCAAGAAACUGCCCAACACUCCGCGCUUCUCACCCGCCGCCGCAUGGAGGCAACUUGCCAGUUUGGAUGCUCAUCUUGCAGAAACGCAACCCCUGGCCGUGGAGACCAAAGUGUCAGCGGACAUAUCUCCUGAAUCCUCGCCCAGAUCUGACCAGUCCGCAGACAAAUCCGGAGACUCGGGGAUAUCUGCUGACCAUGGACACAGCGAUCAUAGGAUAGACUCGCCUAGAGAAGUAACAGAUCAAACAGCAACGUGGACGCCCCAACAGGAUCUGGGCGACAGCAGCUCGGACGGCGCGGGGGCGGAGCACCACCACUCCACGGUGGCCACCUACAGCCCCGGCGCGCAACCAUUCAGCCUCAGCCUGCCCCGGGAUCAGGACAAAGGCAAACCGCUGCAGCAGGGAUUCAACAGCCUCCAGAAACUUCGGAAGUCAGUAUCAGGAGCUUUGGGAGCCGCGUUGGGGUCUAGAAGAUUCGAUCUGGAACAUGAACCGAUGUUGGAGGAGCCGGAACAAAAUUGGUUCUUGACAAAGUCGGCUCCAAAUUCAUUGAGCAAUCCAUUGCUGUACCAUCAGCAAUUGAGGACAAAGGUUUCUGAUGAUGCUGGGAAGGAGGAGCCUUCGGUAUCUUCGGAUAAGGGUCAGGAAGAAGGCAAAAGAUGGUGUAGCUCGUACGUGAACUGGGGCGGCCACGUGAUGUACCUGCCGCCGGCGCCCGACCAGCCGCUCUCCAUGAUGUCCACUGACCGACCCAUAAGGAGCAAAUCAAGUGGUUGCCUGGAAGUGGCGGCGCGGGCGGCGCGUGCGGCGGCCUUGGCAGGUGAGAUGCGGGAAAGAGAGCGCUCCGCUUCCCCCGACGUGGCGCGGGCGGUGCCUGCGCGCGUCGAGCCUUCCACCGCGCGUAACUCAAACGCGGGUAGAGGCAAGCGGUUCACCUUCCAAUCGACAGUGAGGCAGCUGGAGAGGCGGAAGAUUGCUGAGAAGCUGUCUCGAGAGGCGGAUCUGAAGGAGCAACAGAGAAGAACCGAGCUGGAGGCCAUGCGGAGAGUGGAGGAGGAGUUCCAGAGAAAGCGUGCGAGGGAGAAAGCGAACAUCAGACAGCAGUUGCGACUCGUGAGCAGCGGAGCCAACAGCAUGCCGCCUGUUAACCAUCACAAUAAGACAAGAGAUGAGCCCGACGGAUCAUGCCGCGAGUCACCGACGGCGGAGAGGACGCGGGAGACGCGGCAGAGGCACAGCAACACCUCGUCUGAAGCCAGUGGCAGGAGCAAGAGCACCACACCGAUCCGCUGCGUGGAGCUGUCGGAGUGGCGCACGGAGAACGGCACGCGCGUGUACCGCGACUGGGCCGUGCAGGCCGCGCUUGCGCACGCGCACCCGCCUGCGUGCGCACGCAUGCCCAUGUCCGUGCACAAUAAUUACAACGCAAUGGAAGGGUCAGCCUUCAGUGGCAGCCCACGCUCAGACAACUACCGGCUGGAGUUCGCCCGCGGCCGCUCCCCCCGCACGCCCCGCACACCGCGCGCCCCGCGCCUGCUGCCCGCCGCCCGCUCCACCGCCUCGUCCACCAGCGGCUCUGAGCUGUCGCUGAGGCAGCCUAUCAAGAUCAGGUGGUGAUUCCAGUAGUUGCUACUUAAAACUAACCAAUCGACGUGAGCCAACAAAAGAAGAGGAAGAAGUGGAGGAACCUGAGCCUGCUAUAGUGCCCACACUGCGCCCCUCUGGACCCACCCGACCUACCGUCGCCACGCGAUGAUGAUGAUGAUCACCCCUUAUCGGUACCUACAACCGCAUCAAACGAUACAAGUAUAACACGGGAAAGCAGACUCACAAAGAUCUUACUAGAUGGCACCACAUGUGUCUUCAAUCACUCACUAGUCAUUAUCAAGCCUGAAUCACGCUUACGAAGUGAUCGGUUGAUAAUUCUGAUGAUUGGGGUGUCAUAUCCGGUGGGUUGGGUGUCAUAUCCGAUGCGCGGACAACACAACAUGACUUAUAACGAACAGACUAGAUGGCACCACAGGUAACUUGGAUCACUCACAAGAAAGCCUGAAUCGCGCUAACAAAGGGUUAACCUCAGAAAUUAUAAUAUAAAUAUUCUGUGGUAAAUAUCUUAUUGACAUUAACUAGAGAUUGUAACAUUGUGACGUCAAUUAGGAUUAUAAUUAUAGUUAUCACAUAUUAAUAGUAUUUGUAUGUAACUGUAAUUAUUCCAUUUUGUUUUAAUGGUAAAACUUGUAGGAUAAACAAUGCAAUAGCUAUCGUCUUCCGUAUGUAAGUAAUGUUGAAGCUUUAAUCUAGACUUAACUGUAUUCUUACUAACUUGUAGACUUAGUGACGGUGCUAAGAAUAAAUUAUUUACAGAGUAUGUUAUGUUAUAAGAGAAUCGACAACAUGUUACUUAUCCGUUAUUUAUUUUAUAAUGACAACUUAUCUAGGUAGGUACAAACAUCGCAAAUGUCCUGUUCAAUAUUUUUUUUUUUUUUUGCAAAGAAUAUUAGUCAAACAUACUAUGAUGACUAUAUAGCUAUCGAGGCAUUAAAUAUAGCGUGAAAUUUUAAUGGUUAUUUUAGGCUAGUAGUACCUAAAUAUAGUUUUUUUUUUAAUAUAAAUGUUUUUGUUCUGAAAUAACAUUAAGUAAUAAAAAAUCAUCAAUUUGAAAACGUGAGAGACAAUAGCAAUUACAACACAAUACAAUUAAAACAAGUACUACUCGAAUCUAGAGUCGAGUGUUAAAAUGUACAUAGUAAGAAGGCGUCCCAUAACGCAUGCGUUUAACAUACACAGGUACUUCCUUAGAUUCAUCUAUUUUGGCGGAUUAUACCGACUUGUUAUUUCUUAUGUAUUAUA
Molecule: messenger RNA, 5043 nt
Organism: Maniola jurtina (meadow brown)
Lineage: Eukaryota; Metazoa; Arthropoda; Insecta; Lepidoptera; Nymphalidae
Product: nucleolar protein dao-5-like
Exons: 24
Coding region: 334-3810 (1158 amino acids)
Source: RefSeq, a predicted model, not a curated record